Molecule: messenger RNA, 3303 nt
Organism: Acyrthosiphon pisum (pea aphid)
Lineage: Eukaryota; Metazoa; Arthropoda; Insecta; Hemiptera; Aphididae
Gene: Gbeta13F
Product: guanine nucleotide-binding protein subunit beta-1
Exons: 9
Coding region: 709-1731 (340 amino acids)
Biological process (GO): signal transduction
Molecular function (GO): protein binding
Source: RefSeq, a predicted model, not a curated record
CAAUAUGAUCAUAGAAAACAUGUUGAUUGAAUAGACCGUUUAAAAUAUAGUUUUUGUUUUUACCUUUGUCUCAUAGUGUAGUAGGGGAACAAGGAGUGAAUGUCGAAAUCAGGGAGAGGGUAUUGUAUGAGCGUUGUGUGAUCGGCGCUGCGAAAGCCUCUCCUAAAGCUCUAGCGUGCUACGAUGGAACUUUACAUCCGCGCUCGACAGGCAGUCAGUACGGUGUUGGGCGUGGUUCGCAUAGGAAUGAAUACAACAGCAACCGAUGCGAUAUUUUCAUUAAUUUUUUUUACCACUUACCCUAUAUAUUGUAAUAUUAGCUUUUAAACAUAAUAACGUUUUUUUUGUACACAUUACUUACCUACUAGCGCUUUAUGUCUGUGCGUUAAUUUAUUUAGAUAAACCAUCCAACAUUUUUUUUUACCUAUUGUUUUUCGACUCGUUGAUUUCGCGAUAUCAUUACGACGAUGUUGAAAGGGAUGUUGUGCGCUGACUGUGCGUUACCAGUACACGCGAGAUAAGGUCCUUAAUCUUAGUGAUCGUAUAAAUAUUUUUACCACGAUGUCUAGCAAUCGUUAAUGAAACGCGCAAUCGGGAUAUUAACGUCCUACCGCUUAACUUGAAGGAUACAUCCAUGUCUUGACCUUAAAUAUUUGAUUUAUCUUGAGCAUUUGUGUCGGUCGAGACCGGAGGCCCUAGCCGUGCACAAUGAAUGAACUGGACUCACUAAGGCAAGAGGCUGAAACGCUGAAAAAUGCCAUACGAGAUGCAAGAAAAGCAGCAUGCGACACAAGUCUGUCGCAAGCGACCACCAGCAUGGAACCGGUCGGCCGGAUACAAAUGCGAACGAGACGUACCCUACGUGGACAUCUCGCCAAAAUAUAUGCCAUGCAUUGGGGCUCUGACUCCAGAAAUCUAGUAUCAGCGUCACAAGAUGGAAAGCUUAUCGUAUGGGACAGCUAUACGACAAACAAGGUACACGCCAUACCACUUAGGUCUAGCUGGGUGAUGACGUGUGCAUAUGCCCCAUCAGGCAGUUUCGUUGCUUGUGGUGGCUUAGACAACAUAUGUUCAAUUUAUAGUUUAAAAACAAGAGAAGGUAAUGUAAGAGUUAGCCGAGAACUGCCAGGGCACACAGGUUACUUAUCAUGUUGUAGAUUCCUUGAUGAUAACCAAAUUGUUACCAGUUCAGGAGAUAUGUCAUGUGCAUUAUGGGAUAUUGAAACUGGCCAACAGUGUUCAUCAUUCAUUGGACAUACUGGCGAUGUUAUGUCUCUGUCAAUGUCACCUGAUAUGCGAACAUUUGUAUCAGGAGCUUGUGACGCUUCAGCAAAAUUAUGGGAUGUUCGAGAUGGAACCUGCAAACAAACGUUCCCAGGACAUGAAUCUGAUAUCAACGCUGUCACGUUUUUCCCGAAUGGCUAUGCCUUUGCUACUGGCUCAGAUGAUGCUACCUGCCGUUUAUUUGAUAUCAGGUCUGACCAAGAAUUAGCCAUGUACUCACACGACAACAUAAUAUGUGGAAUAACAUCUGUAUCAUUUUCAAAAUCUGGACGUCUACUAUUGGCAGGUUAUGAUGAUUUUAACUGCAAUGUUUGGGACUCAAUGAAAGCUGAACGUGCCGGUAUAUUGGCUGGUCAUGACAACCGAGUCAGUUGCCUGGGAGUAACUGAAGAUGGCAUGGCUGUUGCUACCGGUUCUUGGGAUAGCUUUUUACGUAUUUGGAACUGAGUUGGCCCUUUGAUGAGACCUAUGAAGUCAACGCCAAACGGUCCCUGAAUUACAAAAAAAAAAACCAAAAACAGCUAAAUAAAUAAAUAAAUAAAAAUACAACAAAAAAACCAAAUAAAGUAAAAAACAGUUCAAACAUUUUUUUCUUAACGGGGGACCACUCACGCGAAAUGAAAUGUUUUGUUUUUAUCACUAUAAGUAAUCUCUAAGUUGCAUUAUUCAAAAUCCAAUACCACCCGACUUGAAGGUCUUCCGUUUCGCGCAUUUUGGGACAAGUGUCCGCGGCUGUUUAGGUGCUCAAAAAAACAAAACCGUGGCAACACAAACUAUCUAUGGAAACGUAGUGUUAACAAUUAUAUUUUACAACAUAUAAUAUACAGAUGUGUAUAUAUAUAUAUAUAUAUAUACAUACAUACAUACAAACUAAAAUAAUUAUGAAUAUUUAUAUCUAAGUCAUAUAACUAGAAUAGAUCAGUAUUUAAAGUUAUAAAACGCUAAAAAAAAUUAUAUUCCUAAAAAGUUUUUUUAACGAGUGUUCAUAUUAAAAAUAAUUUUUAAAACAACAAAAAACAACUUUAUAUACUUUUCUGUGUAAAUACUAGUAAAUUAAAUCUUGUGUAUAAUAUUAAAAUUUAGUUCUUAGAGUUAAAAUAUAUAAUCAGAACUGUGUGCAUUUUUCAAAUAAAUCUGAACUAUAUAUUAUUUUCACCGAGAAGUUUUAGAAUUUACACCGAUGUUGGUUUUUAAAAUAACAGAUGUUAUUUUACAAUAAGAAGUUGAUCUAUUUCAGUUUGUUCUCAAUGCAAAGGUCAUUUGUUUCUCUUUGCUAAUACCCAUUUAUAUUUAAUUAUUACACUUAAUGUGUAUACAUUUAAAAGUGAAAUAUUUUGGGUUGAACAUUGAGGUCAACUUUCUAAAAUAUUUAGAAUCGUCUUAAAAUUUUGUAACACCACGGACGGCCUUCAUGAGGGUUGUGCUCUGAUCAUACACAUCUUUGGUUUUUAUUAUAAACAAUAUUCUUUUAAUAUAUAUUUUACUUUUAAAUUUUUUUUUUUUACAUUCUAACGCACACAUACACAUUUUUAUAUUACAUAACCAGUUUUUUAAAAAGCAUUUAUACCUAUUAAAAUAUACGUGUGAGUUAUUUGUGUUGUUUUUAAACUGUCAAGCAUUCAUUGAAUAGUUAAUUUUAAUUAAUAUUAAUUUUAUUGUUACUUUGUAAACAAAACCAUUACGUUAGCCUUAUGAAUCUGAUAAAACCAUAAGUUUUGCCACUAUAUUAUAUCUAAUGGUGGUCAUUAUUUUGUAUUAUUAUUAUUAUUAUUAUUAUUUAAUUACUUAAUUCUUUAAAUGUCCACGAAUUACUAAAAUAAAUUUUUGAUUCCCUAAAUGGAUUUACCUACGCCAUUGAAUAUCCUGCAACUCUUACUGAUAAUAAUGGUGGUGGUAAUAUUUUCAGUUUCUUUAUAAUUUUAUACGGUAUAGCUAACACUCAGUAUGCAUAUUUAUGGCGAAUUACACAUAACACUUAAUAUUUUCAUUUUCCUAUAAAUCUGAUGAUUUAAUUGUUAA